CUAAAUGAUUCAAGCUGAAGCUUUCUGUCUGAUGAAGAACUCCUCUGUGCUGAUUUAAAACAAAUGUUAGUCACAACUUUCCAAUGGCUCUUCACACAUCGCAUGGUCUCCAGACCAACCAGGAUCAGCUGUGAUUGGCUGUGGUUUGUUGUGAUUGACUGUGAUUGGUUGUGAUUGGUUGCAUUAUUGGGACACCUCCAAAUGGAAGGCAGGCCACCCUGAACGCCUCAGACAAGCUGGAUCUGCACAGUUCCCAUGUGUUUCACAGAGGAGGUUUCUGCACCGUCAUCAUCAGUUCCAGUCCUGCUGUGGAAACAUCAGAGACCUGAUGUGAAACCAUGAAGGAGAGUUUUUCUGCCUUCCUGUUGGAUAGAUUCAAACAGCACUCUGCGUUUAUCUCUAAAUUUUCCGGAUGUUUAACAUCCAAAUUCAGCACAAGGCGAUGCGUAAAAGAGACGAGUCAGAAGCCGGAUUCCCGCUGCUGGAUGAAUUUUGUAUCGCCAAUACAGAGUAUUCCUACAUAACUGACCAGGUUCUGCGGGAUGUUCUGUUCGGCUCCACCAGACUGCGAGUGCUGGACCUACGAGGCUCCACACGGAUCACGACUUUUGGUCUGGCCCAGUUACCGUGUUCAAAGCUUGAGUGUUUGUUCUGGGGUCAAUAUUUUACUAAAAACAUCGGAUUCACGUCAGUGAAGAAGAACCUUCAGCUGCUGAUGGAGAAGUGGGGUCCGACGCUGCAGCAGCUCGACAUCACCAAUCAGCCAUUUACCGAGGCCGACCUGGAGGUGGCGCUGACGUUCCUCACUCAGGUUGCUGAAGCUGACACGCUGCUCUCGUUGAACCUCAGUGGCACCAAGAUAACAGCGCAGGCUCUCAGGCCGGUCAUCGAACAAAUGACGGCUCUGGGCUACCUCAAUCUGUCAUCGUGUCGCAACCUUCCAAGAGGAGUGAAAAAGAUUUACCGCAGCCAGGAAGAAAUCCGUGAGCUCUUGGCCAAUCUGCACUGAGUCUCUUAUUCAGCUGAACAUUUGGUGCUUCGUGCCUUUGAUAAUGUUGGAGAACUGAGUUUUCUUUCUGAUUCUUUUCUAAAUGUUAAAAAAUUAAAGCUGUUCCAGAAGGCAUGGGAGGUGGUAAUAAUAAUGCAUUUUAUUUAAAAUACCCUUUAUGUAUCAAAUUGAAAUAACAAAGGGCUCAUUACAGGGCGAGCUCCCACCAAUACUGCACUCACUUCACUCAUGCGUCUGGCUUUAUUCCCAACACACUCCGGUAGGAAGCGGUUCAGACCUAUGGACUCCUGGGCUUGGAUCAUUUUUAUUUGAAAAUAUUUUAAUACGUUUUAGAAUGUCUGACCAAUUUUUUAAUAAUUCCUCGUAACUAAAACAUUUUACAAGUGAAAAUAAAAUGUGUUUCUAGAAAAGGUGUUAUAUUAUUUUGUUGCACUAGAAGGUGCUAUUUUAAGGAAGAACAGAAAAGACAUUUCUCUGAACUUCCUUUCUGGAAAAUUAUUGAAAACAGUAUAAACAGACUUAUUGUUGAACUUCAUGUUUUUUCUGGUGGCUAAAGUGUGAAAGCCUCGUUAGCACUAGACCCGAAACAUAAAAUAUAACAGUUGCUCGUUAAAAGAACAAUAUUUAAGAAAAAGGUAAACAUUGCAUCAUUUUAUUGGACCUCAUAAAAGGUGGAAAAGGGGAAGUAUUCCCUUGUUCCAAUUACAUCCACA
Xiphophorus couchianus (Monterrey platyfish) is the source of this 1722-nucleotide messenger RNA. It is a transcript of the gene fbxl6, whose product is annotated as F-box and leucine-rich repeat protein 6. The coding region runs from base 413 to 1009 and encodes 198 amino acids. The record is from RefSeq and is a predicted model, not a curated record. Lineage: Eukaryota; Metazoa; Chordata; Actinopteri; Cyprinodontiformes; Poeciliidae. The transcript has 4 exons.